Molecule: messenger RNA, 7198 nt
Organism: Myiozetetes cayanensis
Lineage: Eukaryota; Metazoa; Chordata; Aves; Passeriformes; Tyrannidae
Gene: TBC1D8B
Product: TBC1 domain family member 8B
Exons: 21
Coding region: 30-3407 (1125 amino acids)
Source: RefSeq, a predicted model, not a curated record
CGGGGCGAAGCGCCGUGAGGGGCCGCGCGAUGUGGCUGAAGCCCGAGGAGGUGCUGCUGAAAAAUGCCCUCAAGCUGUGGGUGCAGGAGCGCUCCAACCAGUACUUCGUGCUGCAGAGGCGGCGGGGCUACGGCGAGGAGGGCGGAGGCGGGCUGGCAGGUCUCCUGGUGGGAACAUUAGAUGCAGUGUUGGACUCUACGUCGAAAGUCGCCCCGUUUCGCAUCCUGCACCAGACUCCAGACUCUCAGGUCUACUGGUCCAUCGCGUGCGGAUCCAGCAGAGAAGAAAUAACAGAACACUGGGAGUGGUUAGAACACAAUGUUAUGAAGACUUUAUCUGUAUUUGAUUCAAAUGAAGAUAUUACGAGCUUUGUCCAGGGAAAGAUAAGAGGUUUGAUUGCUGAAGAGGGAAAAAGUUCUUUUGUAAAAGAAGAUGAUCCUGAGAAGUUUCGUGAAGGUCUCAUGAAGUUUGAGAAGUGUUUUGGAUUACCAGAGCAGGAGAAGUUGAUUACCUAUUACUCAUGCAGUUACUGGAAGGGCAGAGUGCCCUGUCAAGGAUGGCUUUAUCUCAGUACCAACUUCCUUAGCUUUUACUCAUUUUUGCUUGGAGCAGAAGUAAAACUUAUUAUCUCCUGGGAUGAGAUAUCAAGACUUGAGAAGACUUCCAAUGUGAUUCUGACAGAGAGCAUUCAUGUAUGCUCCCGUGGGGAAGAUCAUUAUUUUUCCAUGUUUUUGCACAUUAGUGAAACAUUCCUUCUCAUGGAACAGCUGGCAAACUACGCUGUUAGGAGACUUUUUGACAAGGAAACAUUUGAGAAUGAUCCUGUCCUUCAUGACCCUCUGCAAAUCACCAAGAGAGGCCUAGAGAGCCGUGCCCACAGUGAGCAGUUUAGUGCAUUCUUCAGGCUACCUAAAGAAGAGACCUUGAAGGAAGUUCAUGAGUGCUUCUUAUGGGUUCCUUUCAUUCAUUACAACACCCAUGGAAAAAUGUGCAUUUCAGAAAACUACAUCUGCUUUGCUAGCCAGGAUGGCAGCAUGUGCAGUGUAAUCAUUCCACUAAGAGAGGUCACAGGGGUGGACAGGGCAGAUCCAGCCAACAGAGGAGUCAGCAUCAGCACCAAAGGAAAAACAGCUUUUCGUUUCACGGAGGUCAGAGAUUUCGAACAGCUGGUGGCAAAGCUCAGAAUGAAAUGCAAUGCAACUUCGAGUCCGCAACACGCCAUAACUACAGAGGUUGCAGCUGGUUCUGCCUCUGAUCAUCCAAAGGAUUCUGAGGUGGGACCGUCAAAGAUGGGUCAGAGAGAUAACAGCAAAACUGUGGGUACAGAAGCCCUAAUGACUGUCUACCACCCUCAGGAUUCUGAGAAUCUUGACUCUAAAAUGUUGAAAGAAAAAAUGAAGGAACAGUCAUGGAACAUCCUCUUUGCCGAGCGGGGACAUGGUGUCAGUAUGUUUCGAACAAAGAAGACUCGAGAUCUGGUUGUACGAGGGAUCCCAGAGGCCUUAAGAGGAGAGCUCUGGCUGCUCUUCUCAGGUGCUGUAAAUGAUAUGGCAUCCAACCCUGGUUAUUACACUGAGCUGGUGGAAAAGUCCUUAGGAACGUGCACCUUGGCUACUGAUGAAAUUGAACGGGAUUUGCGUCGCUCCUUACCCGAGCAUCCUGCUUUUCAAAGUGACACAGGAAUUUCUGCACUCAGGAGAGUUCUCACAGCUUAUGCAUACAGGAAUCCUCAAAUUGGAUAUUGUCAGGCAAUGAAUAUUCUGACAUCAGUGCUUCUGCUGUAUGCUAAAGAGGAGGAAGCCUUCUGGCUUUUGGUUGCUGUGUGUGAAAGGAUGCUCCCCGAUUACUUCAAUCGUCGAAUCAUUGGUGCCUUGGUAGAUCAGGCAGUGUUUGAGGAGCUCAUCAGGGUUCACCUGCCUCAGUUGACAGACCACAUGACGGACAUGACUUUUUUCUCCUCGGUCUCUCUCUCCUGGUUCCUUACCCUUUUUAUCAGUGUGCUGCCUAUUGAAAGUGCAGUCAAUGUGGUGGACUGUUUCUUCUAUGAUGGAAUAAAGGCAAUCUUGCAGCUGGGCCUUGCUGUGCUGGAAUACAACAUGGAGAAGUUGCUCACUUGUAAGGAUGAUGCAGAAGCAGUCACUGUUCUCAACAGAUUUUUUGACAGUGUCACUAACAAAGACAGUCCUUUGCCUCCAGCUGUGCAGCAAGGCUCCAACCUCAGUGACACAAAGAGUGACCACCCAAAAGUGGACAUCACAGAUUUGAUCCGAGAGUCAAAUGAAAGGUACGGUGAUAUUCGCUACGAGGAUGUUGAGAGCAUGCGCUGCAGGAACAGGCUUUAUGUGAUCCAGACCUUGGAAGCUACAACCAAGCAGAAUGUGCUACGCGUUGUGUCUCAAGAAGUAAGAUUCAGUCCUAGUGAUCUUGAAGAGCUUUAUGAAUUAUUCAAGAAGGAGCACUUUCUUUCCUGUUACUGGAGCGUAAACAGUCCUGUCUUGCAACAUCACGAUGCCAGUCUGCCGUAUCUGGAGCAGUAUCGGAUCGAUUGCCAGCAGUUCAGGGUUCUCUUCCAUCUCCUGAGCCCCUGGUCACACUGUGCAAACAGAGACUCACUUGCUCUGUGGACAUUCAGACUGAUGGAUGAGAGUUCCGAUUGCCUUAUAAACUUCAAGCAGUUUGCCUGUGUCCUUGACACCAUGUAUAAUGGAAGCUUCACUGACAAACUCAAGCUUCUUUUUAAGUUGCACAUCCCUCCAGCUUUUACUGAAGUAGCAUCUCUAAGCCCUUCCAAAGGGGAUGAUCUUUCAAAAGAAGAACUGAUCCACUUCAGCCAACUCAAUGUUUCAUCUGUUGGGGAUAGUCUUGGAAGUGAUUCUUCGAAGGGCAGCCCAGAAAAAGGAAAAGGGAAGGUUGAUAUUCAGGCAUAUCUGAAGCAAUGGCAAGAUGAACUUCUUAAAAAAGAAGAAAACAUUAAGGAUUUGCCAAGAAUGAAUCAGUCCCAGUUCAUCCAGUUCUCAAAAACUCUGUACAAUCUGUUCCACGGGGAUCCUGAGGAGGAGCUGUUGUAUCGGGCUAUCGCCGUGGUUACCAGCCUCCUGCUGAAAAUGGAAGAAGUUGGGAGAAGGCUGCAGAGUCCCACAUCACCAGUCCAAAGUCCAGUUCCCAUUACCGAGGUGCCUGCUGAAAUCCCCAGGGAAGGGCAGGAGGAAAGCAGCUCUGAGCAGACUGAAGGCAGUAGAGCACAGAGUUUGAGAGGGAACCAUGAGUGGUCUUUUGCCUUUGAACAGGUUCUGGCGUCCUUAUUAAAUGAGCCGGCCUUUGUGAGAUUUUUUGAAAAACCUCAUGACAUAAAAGUUAAAAUAGAGAGUGCUAAAAAUUUACAACUUAAAGCAAGAACCAGAGUGUAAUUUUCUUUACCUUUGACUCUGAAUUAACCACAAAGCGCUUAAAAAUGAAGGUUGCAACUAAGGAAACCAAGUCUGGUGUUUACAUAGAGAAAGAAGUUUGCAGAGGUAGCUUUAAAUAUCAGAUUACUGGUAUGUAAUGUAAAUACAAAUAGUUUGAAGCACAAUCACUUUCUUGCAUUGUUCAUAAGUUUCACUCCAAAAAAAAAAAACAGGACUGAAUAAUAAACUGUCUUUACCAUGUUAGUAAAAUAUGCAAUGUUGCUUGGAAGUACUGGGUGUGACCUGUUGCAAACCCAUCUGAAUGGCUGUUGUUACAGUGUGUCUCUCCAGGUUCAUUUCUAUUACUGUGAUAAGGGGAAUGACUUCCUGCCAUUUUCACUUAAAGGGAGUAUCAACAGCUUAGAGGUGGUCAUCCACAUUGGUUUAAUUAGUUAUUUCCAAACUUGCAUGUGGACUGAGGUCAAAGCAGCGUGAAGGCUAAAGGUAGAGGGUGUGGUAGGCACAAAAGCCUAAGAUUAGAGAAGGAAGUGCCCUGCUCUCAAUUCCUCUGCUUUGAUGUUCCCAAUGGGCCUGGACUCUUGCAGAUUCCAGCCUCUUGUCAGCAGUUUUCAGACUGCAUCCUCCCAGCCCACAUCUGUUUUUGCAACAAACAGCUGGUUUCCUGCCUUUCUAGCUCAGCCUCGAGUUCUCUUUCCCGUUUUCAUGCCAAUCCUCUUACAAUGCAGGUAAAAAGGAUGGAAGCUUGUUUGGUCAUCCAGGCUGCACAUGGAUUUAAAAGCUAAUACUGGUUGUUGAAAUCAAAGGAAAGCAGUGGCUAAAUCUGUCUGGCCACAUGGUGGUUGUCCUUUGUCUGGCAAGAGGAGCUUCUUAGGAGCAUAUUGAUGAAAUACAGAGUUUUGCUGGUGUCUGCAAAGACCAAGCCCAGACCAUCUUUAUCUGAAUGCUGAAGGGACAGAUUGCAGUUGCUCCUUUGCCUACCCUGAAUCCGUACCUCAACCUAGUAAUUGCUACUUCUUUUCUAUAGCCCUCUGGAUUAUUGCUGCUGUAAUAUUUUCCAUCAGCCAGGAUUCAAGGCAGCAAGAAAAUCCCCUUGAAUCUGACUUGAAAUUUUAACACAUAAAAAAUGAUAUAGCAGAGAUCCUGUGGAGGCAAAUUCUGCCAGCGUUAAUGCUGAGAAAUGUUGACCUUGAGUCUUUGGUAGCUGGUGCUAGAAGGGGUUUAGAGAAAGAGGGAAAGAGCUUGUCUUUUAAAAACAACAGAAAAGUAAACUGGGACUCUGUGCUAAACUAGUUUAAAAUGUCUGUUUCUAAAGCCUGUAUGACAAUCUUUCUCUGCAGAGCAGCAUUAUUUUUAUACUGUGCAUGUUUUUUUGUAAAGAAGCAGAACAGGGAUGGUAUGAUUCACUGAGGCUUUUCUUGCAAUACUAAUAUGAAUGAAGAAUAAAAUGAAAUUCUGGCUUGUAUUACAGGCACUUUGUGAAAUGCCAUCAUUACAAUUGAUGUUAAAUACAGUUUUCAGCAGGACAAAUAAAUUUAUGAAUUGUCUUAUACUCUCCCCCAUGCUCUCAGGUAUUAAUGUAAAAUAAAGUUUUAUUGAAUGAACAGUCAGUUCAAAAGUUAUAUAUGUGAGGAAUGAGGAAGCAUUUUUCAAAAGCCUUUACAAAGUAAUUACACUUGAUACAAUAUAGUGCUGAUUUGUAUUUUUAUGCAUAAAAUGUAAGAAUUAAUUUAUCCAUUUAUGUGGAUAUGGAUUAGUAGGGCCACACUGUGUUACUAACUUUAAAAUGUAUUUACUCACUGUUUUCCCAAAGUUGUUUAGAAAUGCAAAGCAGAUGAUUUUGUAGUUCUGGGCCAGGAUGUACUCAGAUAAGGAUUGAUCAGUGAGUAAUUCUUCUGAAAAUAGCUGUGACGAAAUUAAUGGAUCCCCAUGAAAACAGAUGCAGCUGCCCAUCCCAGAAGCUUUUGUAGGUUUAUGACGGAUAUUGUUUAUGCCAAGAAGUAGUCAAAGCUGUGAACUAUUUGCUAAACAAAGUAACAGAGAUAUGGAAGUCUUAAAACUCAAGGACAUUUUUUUGUUUGAGAACCAAGAUACUUCCAAGUACAGAAGAAUGUGGUGAAGGAACUUGCAAAGUACAGUACCUGUUUAUGCAAACUGAGCACCUUUUUUACAAUUCCCUUUUCUAUUAGUGCCAAUCCAAGAGACUGUGGAGCCAUUGCCAGUUAGGCAGUAGCUCGUCAGCUAUCAUAUCUACAUAUAAAGAGAGAUUAUUACCAGCAUAUAUAUAUAUAUAUAUAUAUACACACAUAGAUUUAAGGUGAGAAGCUCUGCUUGUGACAUUAAUUCUGGAGUUAGUGUCUAGCUUAUUUCCUUCCCUUUCUUAUUCUAGCUCCUUCCAUCCCUAUUCCAGAUGGGAUGGCUAACAAAUAAAUGCAGGUUUAGUUGGGUUUAGUGGAGCUAGAGCAAUAGCAACUCUUUCCCUCUCCACUCCCAAAAGGUGAUGCCUUGACUUCAGAGCACUGUGCCAUACAGCUUUUUGGUCAGAUGAAGCUGGUGAUGCAAAGAUGAACCCAGACUCACAUUCCAUCUCAUGAGGACGCUGGGGUGUCACACUGGUGUUGCAGGGGGGCAGCUGGCACGGGUAGUUGGGAAUUAGGCAGAAGGAGUCUGGUGGUUGCAGAUCAUCUGACAGGAUUACUGAGCUAAUUCCUGAGGGGGGACUUUCCAUUCAAAUUGUAACUUGGAAAUUUUUAUAAGUGUGUUUGAACUUUGAACAGCAGCGUGGUUAAGUGAGUUCUGAUGUGUCACUUCACUCAUCUCUGUUCCUUUUUUUCCUGUAAGUUUCUGUGAAGUUUUAUUUUUCUGGUUCAGUCAUAGGAAAUAAAUGAAGGUGCGUCAUUCAGUACAAAAUAGACAGUUGUAGGUAGGGUAUAGAUUGCUAAAAUUAGUGGUGCUGUUUGUUUGUACAGUUUGAGAAUUGCACUACCUGCUGCAGCAUCACAGGUGGGUGAUUUGGCAGCUGUGUCAUGGUUACCCCAAAACACUGGCAGUGGCUUUCUGGCUGCUGAGCUGUUACUGUUGCUGCUGUGCACAUAAAAUGCCUUCUGUCAGAUGAAGUUGUCAGCCCAGGGGGAUGGCCAGCAGGCUGUGAUGAUCCCUCGGUCUUGCAAUACGGAAUGUGCCGCUCCGGAGCCUGGUGCUGUUCCCUGUGCUCCGGGUGAGCAGUGGCAGCCCUGACCCCUGAGCUGCUGACCCCGGGGCUUGGGGUCACGCCAACCACACGAGGGGAGGGAACAGUUCAAAUAAUAAAAACACCAGCUCUUUCCACCUUGGGGGACAACUGAUGGUAAUUCAACUGGUAGCAUUUUGCAGGACAUGGAAAUGGCCACUGCCGUGUAAUACAAAAAAACCACUCUCAGUUUCCAUCCAUUCCUUAAACGAAGCCACUUGUUCAUCGCUCUAAUGGCUGGAUAAUAAUGUAAUUUUAGAAGAGUUUACUACCAUAGUGACUAAGAAAUAGCUGUGUGUUGAUUUUACCAGAAGUUUCUCAUCCAGUUGUACCAUACAAGUUUCUUGAUUGAGAUUUCAGUUGUUAUCUGGACUAAAACAGAAGGAAAUAAUCCAAUUUGUUUCCAGAAAAAUAGGCUAUUUCGUCUUUUUUUGCUCUAGCUUUGUCACUUUACCAAGAAGGCAACACGUUUGUGUUGACAGAUUGGCUUUUAUACAGUGUAUUGUAUGAAGAAGUACUGUAAGACAAAUGAGGUGUUAAAUAAAGUAUUGUUUCACUUAAAAAA